Hypoxylon trugodes is the source of this 1011-nucleotide messenger RNA. RefSeq lists its product as uncharacterized. Bases 288 to 842 code for a protein of 184 amino acids. NCBI's taxonomy places the organism in Eukaryota, Fungi, Ascomycota, Sordariomycetes, Xylariales, Hypoxylaceae. The transcript has 2 exons. The record is from RefSeq and is a predicted model, not a curated record.
ACCUUUUCCUACCAACAUACACGCCGAAAUAGUGCCAGGAAAUAUGUACGGGGAACCCGGGGAAGAUGCAAAAGAUGGAGAAUAUUAAUUAAAACCGGCACGCUGAAAGCCAUAUUUCUUACCAUGUGAAAGUUACACUUGACCGAAUCUCUCUUAUGUUUGCUUCUACUGCUGAUGGCGGUCGCAACCGAUUUUGACCUUUUUACAACCUCCCGGUUUCGUAAAGGUCUUCACUCCACCAAUAACGACACAGUUUUCCUGCUAAAUAGGUCUAUCGUCUUAUAAAGAUGAAACUUGGGUUGCUUAUGAAUAUCUUGUUUUUGGCUGGGAGGGGAGCCACACAGGGAACAAGCUGUCUUGAUGUGGCUCUCACCGAGAUCCCUUCAUGUGCGCAAUCAUGUUUCCUUCAGAAUGCACCGUCUAUCGGGUGCGAUGGUACUGAUUUUACCUGUCAAUGCCAAAAAGAGGCUACGCUUUACGCCGCAGUCGAACCCUGCGUUGCUUCUGGAUGCCCAGAGCCGUCGUUUCAAGCUGUCAUUGAUGGGGCUUCUUCUGUCUGCAAUUGCGCAACUGCCAUUCACGGGGGUUUAGUUGCUGAAAACUCAUUCGGUUCUUUGACCGUAGCCCCGACUGUCAUUGCCUCCGGUUCAGCGGUUUCUUCAGUCAUCGGUACUGUCACUGGCACAGUCAUUGAGAACCCCACGGGUACAAGCGCCCCCAGCGCCCCAGCAAGUACCACCUCAUCUCGGAGUUCCGCUCGGAAUUAUCGGAGCGAUUUGGAAUGUGGCUUUCCAAGGAUCGUGUUGGUGGUGGUACUCAUAUUUUCUACUUGUUUAUCCUAGUAGAACGACGUUGUCGGAUGGGUAGAACGAGGAUCGCGAUAUCGUAUAAUACUGUUAGCCUUGAACAUCAAACACAGUUCUGAUUAUCAAAUUGUAUCUGGAGGGGCUGGUUUCUUCUAGGUGUCAACAUCAUCCUGAACAUAUACUGUAUUUAACCACACGCUCCAAU